CAAGUUGCCAGCAACCAUACCUUGGAUCAGCUAGCUGUAAACUGUCCAGUCAAGAUUAUGAAGCAAGAUCACAUUGUGUUUGUGUUAUUGCAAAUCGACGUUGACUUUCGGUAUCUCAAAAGUAACAACAUUUUGGUCUCAUAUUUCUACCAUUUCUUCUCAAAGUAAUUUGCUUUUAGAUUCUGUAUUUAUAUAGCUUAAUUAGUUUAUUGCUCAUGCAUACUUUUCUGAAUAUAGCCUUAUUUACUUAACAGUGUGUAUUUCAGUAAUCCUUGUAAGCCUCCAUUGCUACUGCUCCUCAUGAUCAAUAUAGCUCAAUUAUCCACUAUUUGUGCAUAUGUUGCCAACCUUCAGAAUAUCUAAAUCUUGUCCUAGAAAACAAACAAAAGGAGAGCCACAUGGGUACGCUUUCCCAGUCUUGAAGCUAUUCCCCUGUGACUCUGUAUCACAUCACUGUGUGCAUGCCACAGUACGGAUUGCACCUUUAACGCAUCACUUUUAAUGCAGAGGUACAUGAAUAUCCAAGUGAUUGAAUGCGCAUGCCCGAAAAACAAUUGAGCUUCAGCCACCACGAGAAGACUGGCAUUGACUUGAGAUGGCUUGCCUUCCCUGCUCUCUCUCUCUCUCCAAGACAUUAAACUAUUUUGAUCAUCUCAUAUCCUGAAGUGCACAAAAUUUUGAGUCCAUAGUCCAUCUAAACUGAGAUUUCCACCAUACUUGCUAUCGCAGGUGCUUGGCUUCUGGAAUGAUCGAAAAAAGAGGGAGCAAUAGACGAAAGAGUUUAAGUACAGAGAGGUGGACAAGAAUAUAGCUGUUCCUUUGGAUUAAUGCUUGCUCUGUCAAAGCAUUUCUUUUAAUCUCUGUGAGCAUAUAUAGCUUAGUUUGCUGGUGGUGGGCUUGCUACUAUACUGCUCAGGCAUUUCUGAAUAUAUCCUUAUUAUUGUUAUUACUUAACAGUGGGUGUUUCACAAACUGUAUGUGCAUGUGCUUAAAAUUCUAAACAUGCUGCCAUCCAUGUUAAUUUUUUUGACUCGUCAUCCAUGUUAUUUUCAAACCUUCAGAAUUACUAAACCUUCUCCUAGAGAAUACCUUGUUAAAAACAAGAGAACAAAACAAAAGGAGAGACACAUUAUGGACUCUGAAGCAAGCAGGCAGAACCUUGGUAUGUCCAACGGUUUUAUGGCUCUGCUGCCGGGCAGAACUCUGCUUGGUUGCACUUGCACAUGCGUAGGCAGUAGGCUGUUGAAGGCUUCAAGGCAUUGGCUCUGUGCCUCUGUAUCACUGUGUGCAUGCCGUGCCACAGUAUGGAGACCUAUGUCAUCAGAGUGAUGCGAUGUGCAUGCCGGAAAAAUAAUUGAGCUUCAGCCACCACGAGAAGACUUGCAUUGACUUGGCUUGGAGCUUCAGCUGGCUGCCUCCCCUCUUGAGAUGGCGUCAACAGGACUAGCUUGCAUUCUCUGCUCUCACCAAGCCAUGACUCUGCUUUGGUGAUUUCAGAUCCUGAAGCAACCCCACAAGGAGGAGGUCACCACAGGUCCAGAUCUACAUCGAUUAAAGGUCAGGUAUGGUGGCUGUUCUUUGGAUUUGAUGGGUACCUCAAGUUGAAGAUCGAAGCCAGCUACUCUACUUGUCAUCAACAACAAGCCUAGCACACUCUCAGCCACACCCAUGACUCCAUGAUGGGUCAGGAUCUCCAUGAUUCGCAAAUGCACUAGGAGGUCGCCAACAUGGAUCAGAUCUAAGCCAUUUCGAGGCAGCACCAGUAAGCAGGAUAAAGAUUUCUCUUGGAAGGACAAGCUUCUUAAUUUGUGACGACUUCAAGGUCUGGCGAGCGGGAAGUGGUCAUUCUGAUAAAACUGAGGAGAGUAUAGAACUGCACCAUCACCCAACAGUGGGACAUUAGCAAUUCUCAAAGUAAUGGCGGAGAUUGUGAUUUUUCUAGCCAUUAAAAAGAUCGGAAUUGCCUUGGCAAAGGGAGCGGCAGACCAGGCUAGCGUGCAGUUUGCGAAGUAUGGCACACAACUACUAGAGCUGCAGAGCACCAUGGGCCGUCUUGCUAGUGAGCUUCGUGUAAUUCAUGAUGUUCUCUGUCAAAUGGACAUUCGAAACCGCAACAAUCAAGUAUAUGAGGGUUGGUUGGAAGAGGUACAGAAAGUAGCACAUGUAAUGGAUGAGUACUUGUAUCUAGUUGGUCAAGAACAUGAUAUAGGUUGUUGCUUUUUCCUGAAGAAAGGGGUUAAAAAGCCAAGAUCUCUGCUUUCCUUCAACCGGUUAGCUCUCAAGGUGAAGGAAACAGAGAAACACCUCACCCACCUGUCAGAGAUAAAAAACCGAUGGGUUACCCUGAUAAAUAAUGGGGAUACUAACAGCUCAAAUUACAUUGUCAAGAGAUCCCAAGAUCUAGCAAAUAUUUCACGCUCCCUAGAUGAAGAAGAUCUAGUGGGGGUGGAUGAAAACAGAGGAAAACUCGAGCAGUGGUUGGCAGGUGAUGAUUUCGAAUGCUCUGUGAUAGCUCUGCUCGGAAUGGGAGGUCUUGGUAAAACUGCUUUAGCUGCAAAUGUUUACAAGAAGGAGAGGGAUAAAUUCCAAUGUCACGCUUGGGUCUCCAUCUCUCAAACUUAUUCUAGAGAACAUGUCUUGAGGAUUAUAAUCAAGGAAGUUUGUAAAGAUAAUGCUAGUGUGUUAUCUAGCACUGUGGCUAUGGACAUUGUGUGCCUUGAAGAGACACUGACAAAAUUUCUGGAGCAACGAAAGUAUUUGAUCAUAUUGGAUGAUAUUUGGACUCUGGAAGCAUUUGAUGAUUUGUCCAGGAUGCUUACUCAUAAUGGUAAGGGCAGUAGGUUGAUCAUCACAACAAGAGAAGGCGCUGUUGCUGCACAUGCCUCUCGAGGACAUACCAUAACAAUGGAAGCUUUACCCGAAGACAAGGCAUGGGAUCUAUUUUGUAAGAAAGCCUUUCCAAGAGAAACAAAUCAUGAAUGUCAUGCAGAGUUGAAGCCUUUGUCCGAAGAAAUAGUUAGCAAGUGCAAAGGCUUGCCUCUUGCUGUUGUGUCCGUUGGUAGCCUCUUGUGUGUGUGUGAGAAAACCAUGGAAGAAUGGAGAAGAGUAAAUAACCAACUGAGUUGGGAGAUAAAUAAUAAUUCGAGGCUUGGCCACAUAAGGAAUGUUUUGCAUCUGAGCUUCAUCUACCUUCCAACACACUUGAAAAGUUGUUUCCUAUACUGCAGCUUAUUUCCAGAAGACUAUCUUUUUACAAGGAAAAAGCUUUUACGGUUAUUGACAGCAGAGGGAUUCGUUAAGGAGAGGGGUAGAAACACAUUAGAGGAAGUUGCAGAAGGCUAUUUAAAGGAGUUGAUUGACAGAAAUAUGCUACAACUUGUUGAGAGGAACUCAUUUGGUAGGAUGAAGAAAUUCAAAAUGCACGAUAUCUUGCGUGAGUUGGCAGUGGAGUUGUGCCAGAAGAACUGUUUUGGUGUUGCUUAUGGUGGUGAACGCAAGGGCACUCUUGAGAUGGAUGGACGCCGAUUAGUACUCCACAAACUAAUGAAGGAUAAUCCUGAGCCAGUUUAUGGUAUACACCAACUUCGUACUGUCAUUACACUAGACAAUAGCAUGCCAUCAUUCACUCUACUACCUCUGCUAUGUAAGGAGUCAAGAUAUCUGACGGUGUUAGAAUUAAGUGGUCUACCCAUCGAGAAGGUUCCAGAUGCUAUUGGAGAUCUUUUUAAUCUCCGCCAUUUGGGUUUGCGCCAUUCAAAAGUGAAGAUGCUCCCAAAGUCUGUAGAGAAGCUUUCUAAUUUGUUGACACUGGACCUUUGUGGAUCUGACAUACAUGAGCUGCCUAGUGGGGUUGUGAAACUGAAGAAGCUCAGACACUUGUUUGCUGAGAGAGUAAUUGAUGCAGAAGGGAGAGAUUUUGAAUGUCGGAGUGGCAUGUGUAUCCCCAAAGGUCUUGGAAAUCUAAAAAACCUACAGACUCUUCAAGCAUUGGAAAUACAGGAUGAGUCUGCUAGACAUUUAGGUGAGCUGAGGCAAAUGAGAAGCUUGAGGUUAUUGAAUGUGAAGGAAAUCUACUGUAGACGCAUCGGUGAGUCUCUAAUUCAGAUGAGGUAUCUGUCCAACCUAGAUGUGAAUUCAAGUGAUGAGAACGAGGUUCUCUUGCUGAAUGCCCGCCUGCCAAGCCUGCAAAGGCUACGUCUGAGAGGACGACUAGCAGAAGGGGCGUUGGACGAGUCUCCUCUCUUCCAAGCUGAUGGGGGCCAGAAGUUGUAUUCAUUGGUUCUAUCUUGGUCAUAGCUGAGAGAAGACCCCCUGCCAUCCCUUUCUCGGUUGUCCAACUUGACGGAGCUACGUUUCACCAGAGCAUACAACGGAGAGCAGCUGUCAUUUCUCACGGGUUGGUUUCCCAAGCUGAAGGUUCUCUCUCUAAGAGACCUGCCUAAUCUGAGUCGUCUAGAGAUACAGCAAGGUGCCAUGGCGAGCCUGGAGGAACUAUACUUAGUCAACCUCAGCAGCAUGACGGAGGUGCCGGCUGGCAUUGAGUUCCUCACGUCCAUCAAGUAUCUAGGCUUUCACCAGAUCAGCAGAGACUUCUUGACAUCCCUGCGCCAGUGUUCUACAAUCCAAGGAGGGAUACUCUCACGGGCGAAGUAUUCCCUCCGAGAUUGACCUGCUACUCUGGUCAGGAAAUGUGCAUGUAGGUCAAGGAAGGAAUGAAGAUGCUUCACCAACGAGUUAAGGCGGCCUUGGAUCUCACUCAAUGCUGCUGAUCUGCUGUACAGUCCGGGUUUCCUCUGCUGUUCCGGAAUGUCCAACCGUGCGUCUCCACCAAUUGUUGCUACCUCCACUACAGUGCUUCACUUCUGCUACUACUGCUGCCUACUGCUGCUAGGUUCGUGCCAUUGUGUGCUUAUCAUUUGUGAUAAUAAGACGGCACUUAUCGUGAGACUGACUGCGAGCAAUUUAUGUUUCCACAUUCAAACUACUUUACAUAUGUACUGCUAUUUGUGUGUGCAUAUUGUAAGACAGACUUGAGUCGUGUUUCCAUUUUCAGACUUUUUCGCGUGUGCUAGUUGGGAACAAUGUAUGAUCUCGCAUAUUUCAAUUGUGGCUGUUAAACGAAAGUAUCGGCUUGUGAUUUAUAAUCCUCAGAUAUUCAUCUUGAGAGAAUUGGCUUGUGAUUCAA
Molecule: messenger RNA, 5185 nt
Organism: Triticum aestivum (bread wheat)
Lineage: Eukaryota; Viridiplantae; Streptophyta; Magnoliopsida; Poales; Poaceae
Product: disease resistance protein RPM1
Exons: 6
Coding region: 1918-4296 (792 amino acids)
Biological process (GO): defense response to other organism
Molecular function (GO): ADP binding
Source: RefSeq, a predicted model, not a curated record